This is a messenger RNA of Seriola dumerili (greater amberjack), 2097 nucleotides long. RefSeq names its product retinoic acid receptor beta-like. Gene Ontology annotation, molecular function: zinc ion binding; nuclear receptor activity; RNA polymerase II cis-regulatory region sequence-specific DNA binding. The record is from RefSeq and is a predicted model, not a curated record. Bases 344 to 1717 code for a protein of 457 amino acids. Gene Ontology annotation, biological process: retinoic acid receptor signaling pathway; regulation of transcription by RNA polymerase II; cellular response to corticotropin-releasing hormone stimulus. Lineage: Eukaryota; Metazoa; Chordata; Actinopteri; Carangiformes; Carangidae. Gene Ontology annotation, cellular component: nucleus; transcription regulator complex. The transcript is spliced from 8 exons.
GAAGAAGUCUCGGAACAAACUUUGUUAUGCCAAACAGCCUCCAGAUCUGGAUGUGUUGAACCGCUGCGUCUGUACCGGGGGACUGAAGUCUGCUGUCCGCGCGUCAACAUGCAAACUGUUUCUGCACGUCUCAGGGAGAUAUAGGUCUGUCCCUGAGCGCACACGCCUCCUCUGAACGUAACACAGUCAUGUUGUAGCGUUAAAACACAAUUUGCAUCAAGUACAGUUAAACUUCGAGAGAGAGAGAGAGAGAGAGAGACGGAGAGAGAGAGAGAAACCGCCUCAUUGUGCAGGAUUCCCCAUGCGGGCAACAUCUCCAGGCGGACAUCGCUGAAACCACAUCAUGUUUGACUAUAUGGAAUUUCAGUCUUUCGGUCCCGGAGAGAUCGUGGACUUCUACAGCUCACCCAGUCCCAUCUGCAUGCUGCAGGAGCAGGAGCAGGAUCUGGCAGCCUUCUUCCCCGAGCUGAUCGAGUCGGACUGGCAGGAGAGCCGGUGCUCGCAAUCAGUGGGCAGCCAGAGCUCCAGCUCCAGCUCCAGCUCAGAUGAUCUCUUCACCAGCCCCCCCUCGCCGCCUCCACCUCCUCGCACUUACAAGCCCUGCUUUGUGUGUCAAGACAAGUCCUCAGGCUACCACUAUGGAGUCAGCGCCUGUGAGGGCUGCAAGGGCUUCUUCCGCCGCAGCGUGCAGAAAAACAUGGUGUACACCUGUCACCGCGACAGAAACUGUAUCAUCAACAAGAUCACCAGGAACCGCUGCCAGUACUGCCGGCUGCAGAGGUGCUUCGCUGUGGGGAUGUCGAAGGAGUCGGUGAGAAACGACAGGAACAGGAGGAAGGGGAAGAAAGAAGCGGUGAAGAUGACGAUCAUGGAGACGUACGAGCUGACGGCGGAGCUCGGCCUGAUAGUGGAGAAGAUCUGCAGGGCUCACAGAGAGACCUUCCCCUCCCUUUGCCAGCUGGGAAAAUACACCACGAACUCCAGUUCAGACCACAGGAUCCAGCUGGACCUCGGGCUGUGGGACAAGUUCAGCGAGCUCGCCACCAAGUGCAUCAUCAAGGUGGUGGAGUUCGCCAAGCGGGUGCCGGGUUUCACCGGCCUGACCAUCGCUGACCAGAUCACUCUGCUCAAAGCCGCCUGCCUGGACAUCCUGAUCCUGAGGAUUUGCACUCGCUACACUCCUGACCAGGACACCAUGACCUUCUCCGACGGGUUGACCCUGACCCGCACUCAGAUCCACAACGCCGGAUUCGGACCGCUGACGGAUCAGGUUUUCACUUUUGCCGGGCAGCUGCUGCCUCUGGAGAUGGACGACACAGAGAGCGGGCUCCUCAGCGCCAUCUGCCUCGUCUCUGGAGAUCGACAGGACCUGGAGGAGCCGUCCAAGGUGGAGGUGCUUCAGGAGCCGCUGCUGGAGGCGCUGAAGAUCUACUCCAGAAAAAGGCGACCCAGCAUGCCCCUCAUGUUCCCCAAGGCCCUCAUGAAGAUCACUGACCUGCGCAGCAUCAGCGCUAAAGGGGCUGAGAGAGUGGUGACGCUAAAGAUGGAGAUCCCGGGCUCCAUGCCUCCCCUGAUCGAGGAGAUGCUGGAGGAUCUGCAGAACCUGGAGAAACACCAGAAGAAACAGUCGGAGGAGAGCCGAGCGGAGCAAAACACCAGCCAGCACACACGCACCGCCUCCUCGCAGCGCAUGAACUCCUCCGCUUCUUUACUCUGAAGCUGCUCAAAGAACAUUUCGUCCGUCUUCCCUCCCCAGAGAAACCGCUCGCUACAUAAAGUACAGAUGCAGUCCAGAGGGUUACUAGUGUCUUACCUCAGUCUUUGGUCGGAGAACUGUCAGUGAGUAUUCGCAGAUUGAUGAAGAAAGAUAAAGAUGCAGUAAUGUCUUAAUCAGUCACAGUUUCUUUCUUUUUUUUAACCCUUGGUCGCAGUCACCUCGUAACCAUUGAGAAUCAAUCUCAGCUGUUCUUUACCUGGUUUUUACUGUAUUUAUAUGUGCAUGAGAUAUCACAUGGAUUAAUUUUUUUACCUCAUUGAAUAACGCCUUUAGCAUUAGCGUAGCAACGAUAGGCAAACAUAUUGAAUGGACUUUUUUUU